Lottia gigantea (owl limpet) is the source of this 714-nucleotide messenger RNA. RefSeq lists its product as hypothetical. Lineage: Eukaryota; Metazoa; Mollusca; Gastropoda; Lottiidae. The transcript has a single exon. The coding region runs from base 116 to 322 and encodes 68 amino acids. Gene Ontology annotation, biological process: mitochondrial respiratory chain complex IV assembly. The record is from RefSeq and is a predicted model, not a curated record. Gene Ontology annotation, cellular component: mitochondrion.
CUCGCAGCAUUAUGUAACAAGAAAACAAAACAACAACUUAUUUCUUCAAGACCCGUUGACCCGUCUCACUUGAUCUAAUUACAGUUCUGUAGAUAAUAACUAAAAUACUACACCAAUGUCUACGACAGCUAAAAUCACAUUGGCCUCCUCUAUAGUGUUUACUGUCAGUAUGAUAGCAUUUGUGAAUUAUAACCAUAGAGCAGAAAGAAUACGAAUGAGGCAAGGAGUGGAUCGAGACAUUGAACGUCAAAAGAGAAAGGAGGACAACAAACGAUUGCUUGAUGACAACAUCAAAGCUUCAAAAGAACUGAAAGUUGUGUGACGUGUAGAGAUGUUAACUAAAAAUUGAUUUGAAUUGGUAUUCGGGCAUUAAAACAGACAGGAAUCAAAUGUUUGAAAUUAAAAUUUGGAAUGAGCUCGUUGAUUGCUGGAUAUUGAAAGAAGAAGUAAUGUCAUUGGUUUUUCUUCUCAUUGACACUUUGUUUUUAGGCUGUAAAAUUUGUGUUGAUAAAAUAGACAAUUGUUAUAGAUGAAUAAAGAUACAAAAGACGUUGAACAGUGUCAAAUUAAAAUACAAUGUGUUUUACUAUAAGUAUAAGUUAUAGAAUUGCGUGUUUUAGAUGCCUUUCUAGAGACUAAAUAGAGAGUAAAGUAUUUGUAAUAAACUUUUUGUACAAAAGCCUUUUUGAACCAAUAAAUGAAUAUAAGACCAUC